This is a messenger RNA of Corvus hawaiiensis (hawaiian crow), 1283 nucleotides long. RefSeq lists its product as uncharacterized. The transcript is spliced from 6 exons. Lineage: Eukaryota; Metazoa; Chordata; Aves; Passeriformes; Corvidae. The record is from RefSeq and is a predicted model, not a curated record. Bases 357 to 977 code for a protein of 206 amino acids.
AGCUGGGAGCAGCAGUGAGGAGAGGGCACAGCAGGGUGGGAACAAGGGCCAGGAGGGCUUUGCAGGGAGGAGGCUGCCCCAGAGGGACAGGCACACACGGCUCGUGCUCUGGGCUCGCAGGGUGCGGAAAUGAAAGCGGGGGCUCUGCAGGCGCAGCGGCCACAGUGGGGGCUGAGGCAGGGCCCCCACUGGCCACAGCUGCUCGGUGUGGAAAGGCCCUGCCAGCCCCAGCCCUGCAGCAGGACCAGUCCUAGGCACGCUGCAAGCCCCGGGCCAGGCAGCUCUUGCAGCGCUGGGCAGAGCUCAGCCCACAGCAGACGCUGCAAGGAGAGGCUGUGGCUGCAGUGCCCCAAACAAUGCUGGCCCAGGGGGGAUGUGCCAGGCUGUCUCCUGCUCGCCCGGCCCUCCUCCUCCUCCUCCUGCUGCUGCUGCUGCUGCUGCUGGGUGCCGGUGUGAUGGCCCAGGACAUCUGCAGCUCCCCAGGGCAUGGUGACCUCCCAGCUCCUGCCUUCCAUAUAACCCCCACUGCUGCACAGGAAGGAGAACAGGUCAUAUUGCACUGCCAAAUUUCCUGGAAAUCUCCUGUCACCAGAAUCAUCUUCUGCAAGGAUGGGGUGCAGGUGCACAGCCUGAAAGCCCAACAGGGACAGGGGAGCUACUACAUGCACUUGACCAUGACAAAGGGGAGCGCAGGGACAUUCACAUGUGGAUACCAGUACAAGGACAACAGCAACCGAGUGAGGAACUCUGCCCUCAGUGCUCCCACAAACCUGAGGGUCACAGGCAGCGGGUCCAGCUCCCAGGCAGGGACAUCCACUGCUGAUCAUGUUCCCACUGCUCCUCGUCCUGGCCCAUCCCACACCUUUCCCACAUGCAUGGUGGUGGGAGUGGUGACCAUCUCCCUCCUCCUCCUCACAGCUGCAGCCAGCUACUGUGUCCUGAAGAUCGGGGCCUGCAGAGAGAGAUGCCAAAGGUGAGCAGCAAUCCCUGGGGGCUGCGGGGCUGGGGCUGAUGGAGACGAGGGCAUCCAGGACACUCUGGGACUUGUACGUGGGGAAUUUCCAGGGCUUGGCUUGGGAGGGCAACACGUCCCCACAAGGCCUGGCCAGGCCAACAUGGCCACACCCAGCCCUUCCACCAGACCCAGCCCUUGCCAGGCCCAUCAGAAAUGUAUUCUGAAUGAUUUAAACCAAAUAUAUCUCUGUGACUUGCACAUGUAUUUACCAUGUCUGAUGGAUCAAUUAAUAUAAAAUCGAUUCCAGAUAUUGUACAUGGGGACGUGA